AUGAUAUACAACACUUCUGCUGGAUUUUAUAAACCCAAUGAAGAAUGUGAGACAUGCCUUGCUCACAGGCAUGAAACCUAUAGACAAAAAAAAGUGAAUAAAACUAAAGAGCAAAAAGCCAAUGCAAGAAAUAAAAAUACAUCAAAUAAACGAAGAAUACAUGCCUUAAUAAAUUCUUCAGAAGUAACAGAAAAUUUGGAAAAUAUUUUGAGCCAUAAUUAUAAACUUCUCUUUGAUUUUUGUAAUGCAAUCAAUGAUCUUAAAAAUGAACUUUGCUCUGUGUGUAAUGAACGAUUUCCAUCAAUUGAACUCUAUGAAGAAGAAUGCUGUUAUUGUCAUUAUAAAAAAAAUAUUGAUAUUGAUAAUAACAUAUUGCAAUCCUUACCAGAAAAUGGAUCGAUUAUUGAUCAGCUUUCACAACUAUUGGAUGAUGAAACUAAUCAUAAAGGAUUAAGUGAAGAAAAUAUAGAUUCAUAUGAAGACAAAACAAUUGAAAAUGGUUUUAGUUCACAGACCUUUGUGCCUUCUAUGCCACCUGGAUUUGAUUGGCCAUAUAUCGAAACUUCACCUAUUGAUGAAUUUCAUACUCUCAGGUAUAUGGCACAAGCAUUCCCAACACUCUUUUCUCAAGGUAUUUCAAUUUGCUCAUCAUUCAUGAUGACAUUAUUUUGCAUUAAAUACACUAAUGAGAUGAAAGCAUUAUCAGAGGGUUGGGUAUUUGUUCAACAGAAUUUAGAAGACGAUGUGGCUGAUUUGCAUUGGCCUAAUCUGCAUAAACUCAUGCCCAGUGAAGAAAAUUCCGUAAAGGGAGAGACUAAUCAAGAAGCUUCAAAAUGCAGGCAUAAAGAUCUCAUAGAAAAUCCUCACAUUGCUGCAUGGUAUUUUGAAAAGUGUUUUAAAAUUUUCUUUGAGAAGGUCUUAAUACCAAAAUGGGGAUUAGAAAAAAUAAGCAAUAAUCAAGAAAAAAUGGAGGAAGUGGUCUUAAAUAAAGCUCUUUAUGAUAAUAUACCUGAUAAUCCUGCUUUAAAGGCAUUUCAGAAACUUUUCCUUUACACAGUGGCAGAACAGGAUUACUCUGCCCAAGAAACUUGUCAUCUUCUUCUUCAAAUGCUACUAUACCACUGCAGCAGAAAUUUUGUCAUUUUAAAUCUCAACAAAGAGGUAAAUCGUUUGCUUUGUGAUAGUGAUAAACAUGAAGAUAGAAAAACAGAAAUAAAUUCAGCACCUUCCAAUUUAAUUGGACUUGCAGUGAAGAAUAUUGAAGAUUACAAUGAAGAUUCUGAAUCUGAAUCUGAAGACCAGAAUAGUGUUGCAGCCUUUAAUAUUCAAGGCAGUAUCAUUUAUUCAACAUUCUCUGUUCCGAUAACUUCUAAUAAUUUUGACCUUAUAGGUAAUAGGCUUAAAAAGCUCCAAAAUAAGCUACAGAGAGUUAAAUAUAUUAUUAUAGAUGAAAUAAUUGGCGAUUUUGGACAACUUCCUCCAAUAUGUGACCUUCUAAUGUACUCUAAAGACACCUCUAUUCAUCAAAUCCUUUAUCUGAAGAUGGAUGCAAUGCUUACAGUCAAUUUCAGGAAAUAUAUAAACUCGAGGUUGUAUAGUGACAGUCUGCCUGUGGUUAAAAUUUGUGCAGUUCAUACAGGUGGUUCUGAAGCUUCAAAAGCUAAUUCAGAUGUUACCAAAGGUCUUGAUCCAGUUUUACUACUAGCUAGGAAAGCAUACAUUAUGCUUAAUACAAAUUUGUGA
Molecule: messenger RNA, 1743 nt
Organism: Cetraspora pellucida
Lineage: Eukaryota; Fungi; Glomeromycota; Glomeromycetes; Diversisporales; Gigasporaceae
Source: the annotation of a GenBank genome assembly